CACCACUAGAUUCUUGAAUUCUAUCAACUAUAUAACACACAGCAACCCAAAAACAUUCAUCAAGGCAACACAAAAACAAAAAAAAAAUGGAAUUACUCCCAAGUGUACUACAUGUAUUGAUCUUCUUCCAAUAUUUUCUCCUCUCAACUUCACGACCACCAACCUUACCGUCAUCCGGACCAAACCCCGGCCGGUCUCGUUUUGUGCUAGUGCAUGGGGCCGGCCACGGCGCAUGGUGUUGGUACAAGAUCAUACCCAUCUUAAAAUCACACGGUUACAACGUAACCGCGAUCGAUCUCGUAUCUUCUGGGAUAAAUCUGCAGUCACCGGAUGAUCUCCGGUCGAUAUCGGAUUAUAUCGAACCAUUGAUCGGCCUAAUAGAAUCUCUAGAAGAAGGUGAGAGGGCGAUUCUUGUGGGCCAUAGCUUGGGUGGCCUCGCCGUUUCGAAGGCCAUGGAAAUGUUUCCGGGUAAGGUUCAUAUGGCUGUUUUCGCCACUGCUCUCAUGCCUGGCCCCAACUUCAACUUCACUUCUCUUUCCCAAGGGUUGGUAAGAUGGCAAGCUCCUUUAUUGGACCUGAGGUUUGUAUUUGGAGACGGGCCCGACAAACCUCCCACUCUUUCCAUUGGUGGUCCAUUAUCCAUCGCACUAAAUUUCUACAACUUUAGCCCUAAGGAGGAUAUCGAAUUGGCAACACUGCUAGUUCGGCCUCAACGAAUCUUUAGCAACAAAGACAUCGACGAAAAUAUAGUGCUCACGAGAAAGCGAUACGGAUCGGUCAAUCGGAUUUUCGUGGUUUCGGAGAAAGAUGUCACAUUUGUUAAAGAGUUUCAACUAUGGAUGAUGAAGAACAACCCUCCGAAUCAAGUAGAGUAUAUAAAGGAUUCUGAUCAUAUGAUCAUGAUUUCCAAGCCGUUGGAUCUUGCACAUCGUCUCUUAUCUCUUGCCAAGAAGUUCACUUGAAAACUGAUCCUUGCUUCUUUUUUUCUGCUUGCUUAUUAUUCGGUCAUGCAAAUAAUGUGUUGUAUUGUUUUCCUUCUUUUACUUGAGAGAGUGUGUAUCAUUAGUUUUCGCAAUUUAAAAUAACCAUCCAAUAAUAAAUACAUACCUAUAAAUAA
Tarenaya hassleriana is the source of this 1117-nucleotide messenger RNA. RefSeq names its product methylesterase 3-like. The transcript has 4 exons. The coding region runs from base 87 to 962 and encodes 291 amino acids. The record is from RefSeq and is a predicted model, not a curated record. Gene Ontology annotation, biological process: salicylic acid metabolic process; jasmonic acid metabolic process. NCBI's taxonomy places the organism in Eukaryota, Viridiplantae, Streptophyta, Magnoliopsida, Brassicales, Cleomaceae. Gene Ontology annotation, molecular function: methyl jasmonate esterase activity; methyl salicylate esterase activity; methyl indole-3-acetate esterase activity.